Paramacrobiotus metropolitanus is the source of this 1500-nucleotide messenger RNA. RefSeq lists its product as uncharacterized. The transcript has 6 exons. Bases 1 to 1500 code for a protein of 499 amino acids. The record is from RefSeq and is a predicted model, not a curated record. NCBI's taxonomy places the organism in Eukaryota, Metazoa, Tardigrada, Eutardigrada, Parachela, Macrobiotidae.
AUGAGCGUUGCUUACGGACAGUACUAUCCCAUCGUCGCUACCAACACCGCCGCCGCCGCCGCUUGUCCAUACUUCUGCACUUGUAAGCCUACAAUCUGGCAGUGCUCAAGCAGCAGCUCGAUGACCUGGCCGUUGGAUAAUCAGCCUCAUGUAAUUGUGAGAGGUGUGAAGAUGUUGGACAUGACAGGAUCGGAUGUGAAUGUUCUUCCAAAUUGGCGGCCUACCCAUAAUUUCCCGGAUUUGCAACUAAUCUUCCUGGUCAACACAAUUUUUGACGGUUAUCAAUGUCGUGAAUUGGAGUGCCUGGAGAAACUGGGUCUGAAGAUCAUCGCUCCCCGAUGCGGAAAAGACAAACGUAACGGCUGCGCGUAUGCCCCGUGCUGUCCGUGGUCCAGCCGCCCUACACCAACCGGGUUUCCAACACCCUGGCCUUUGCCAUAUCCGCCCAAAGUCUUCACUACCACCCAUGCUGGUAGUAGCAGUGGCAACGACAACGAUGACGACGACAACAACUACAACAACAACAAAGCCAGCCACAGCAGCAGCAGCAGCAGUGCGCCACUUUUGGAUACUAGCGGAAUAAUCGGGAUCGCUGUGGCAAUUGUCCUGCUCGUCCUGGCUAUCCUGGGAUGUGCGGCAUCACGCUACAAUUUAUUUCAGCGCUGCAUGGCACGGCUGCACGCACACAGGACUGUCGAUCUUUUUGCGGUUCGAAUUCCCAGAACUCCAUCCGCUCCGCCACAUCCCUUUGGUGGCCCUGGCAACGGCCGCCAACCGCCGCGCUCAUCGCGCCCAUCAACAUUCUUGGGAUUCCAUAACUCUAACGCUAAUCUAAGAGGUCCCUGGCCGCCAGGAUCCGCUGCAACAACAGCUCCGCCUCAUCAUCCACCUCGUCCAAAUGACGACGUUACCGGGUUUGACGGCAUUAACACCGCUGACCCUAACCAGGAGUGGGAAAAUGUGAAUUUGCGACUCGACAACAGUAUUAAUCGUCUAGGCGAAAGAGUUAGUGUCAUGCGGGCAGCUUUGUCUCGCGGAGAACAACAGCAGCCGCCGCCACAACUACCGCACCAGCAGCCGGGGAAUUUUUCCCUGGAAAGCGUUUCUGGAAGCAACCCACCAUCAGAUUCCUCUUAUCACAGCGCCAUCGACCCGGAGCGAUACAACAACACAGACCGGGAAGCUGUUAACGAUAGUAUGGCCCAUUUCGUGGAGAAUAUGGAUGAACGGACCAGAAGACUGUCUGCUGUGUGGAGCCGAAGCGUGACGGACCCAGCCUUUCCCGCCCAUAUGGCCGCCUUCUCGACCAGUAUUCUGUAUGAUACUGUUGCAAGUGGACCGGAAGGAGAGCGUCAGAUGGCUGAUGGAAUUCGAGCGUGGCGCGAAAUGGACUUGGAAGUUCGGGCACAGGGUGGUCCAAGCGAUGAAUUUGAAGCGCAGCGUGAAGAAUUCAAACGUCGCCGCGAGCGUUUCAAGCGACUUCGGCGUCAGACACAGUAA